AUGGUGGUGAAGAUGAUGAGGUGGCCACCAUGGCCACCAAUUUCCACCAAGAAAUUUGAGGUAGUGAUUGUCGUAGGCAGGCUUGAGGGAUUGGAUACAACUCAAUUUGAGGGUGAGAGAAGAGCUGUGGUUGAGGUUAAAUGGAAGGGCCAGAAGGGUAAGGCUUUGGGGUCUUUGAGACGAUCUGUGAAGAGGAAUUUCACCAAAGAAGGUGGAAUUAGAGAUGAUGGGGUGGUGGAAUUGCAAGAGGAGUUUAGGAGUUUGUGCAGUUUUUCUGGUUAUAAGGAGGGUAUGUUUUACCCUUGGGAGCUUUCAUUUACAGUCUACAAUGCUGAAAACAAAGGAUUGAGAAACAGAGUUGGUGUUUAUGGAACUGCAUCAUUGAACCUAGCGCAGUAUGCUUCGGUGUCUGCGGAAAAGGAACUUGGGCUCAACAUUCCUCUUAAUGUUCUUGUUGUGGCCUCAGAGUCUAAGCCAUCACUUUCUAUAUCUCUGAGCAUAUUGGAAAUGAAAGCCACUCAAGAAUUUUCUGAGACAGUGCCGGGAUCAAUACUUUCUGACGAAGCUAUUUCCACAGAAAAGGAUGAGUUGUCUCCUCUUAAAGCAGGACUGAGAAAGGUGAAAAUCCUUAGAGAUUAUGUUUCAUUUGGUAAAUCAAAGAAGGCAUGCGUUGAGGAAGAUAGCAGUGAUAGUAGGAGUUCCGCUAGAAGUGAGGAUGCUGCAUCCAACUAUCCAUUUGACAGAGAUUCACUUGAUGAUGAUGGGCGGGAGGAAUCAGAGUGGAGUAAGGAGGACUCCAGUGUCAGGCAGUCAAUUAGUUAUGAAACGCUAGCCUAUGCAAACUUUGCUGGUGGCUUGUUUUACUCCAAUACUAAUGGUAAUGGCCAAGAUGACUUUUGGGUCCACUAUAGCAACCGUAAAUUAGAUAUAGGUGGCUUGCAUGUUGACAAUUCUAGUGCACCAGUCUACCGGCCAAACUCGUGGCGGAGUUCCAAGGGAAGAAUCCUACAAUGGAACAAGAGGAAAUUGAGCUUCAGAUCUCCUAAAGCCAAAGGGGAGUCUCUUCUGAAGAAACAUUAUGGAGAAGAGGGUGGAGAUGAUAUUGAUUUUGAUCGCAGGCAGCUUAGUUCCUCUGAUGAAUCCAGUUUUGGGUCACAUCACACAGAAAGUUCCAUUUCUGAAUUCGGAGAUGAGAAUUUUUCUGUUGGCAUUUGGGAGCAUAAGGAAGUGAUAAGCCGUGAUGGACAUAUGAAGCUUCAAACUCAAGUAUUUUUUGCUUCAAUUGAUCAGCGAAGUGAACGUGCUGCUGGAGAGAGUGCAUGCACGGCCCUGGUUGCAGUCAUUACAGAUUGGUUGAAAUCCAACAGAAAUGAGAUGCCUAUCAAGUGUGAAUUUGAUAGUCUCAUUAGAGAUGGAUCAUCAGAGUGGAGAACUCUCUGUGAUAACGAGGCCUACAUAGAGCAUUUCCCUGAUAAGCACUUUGAUCUUGAGACCAUCCUUCAAGCUAAAAUUCGUCCUCUGUCUGUAGUUCCAGAGAAGUCUUUCAUAGGAUUCUUCCAUCCUGAAGAACUAGAAAACAGGAAUUUUGACUUCCUUCUGGGUGCCAUGUCCUUCGAUAGCAUAUGGGAUGAGAUCAGUCGUUCUGCAUCAGAAUGUGCAUGCAAUAGUGAACCUCUGGUCUACAUUGUGAGUUGGAACGACCAUUUCUUCAUACUAAAGGUAGAGCAGGAUGAUUUUUACAUAAUUGACACAUUAGGGGAGAGGUUGUAUGAAGGUUGCAACCAGGCCUAUAUCCUGAAAUUUGACAAAGACACAACAAUCCAAAGAUUACCAAGUGAGACUAAAGCAUCAGAUGAGAAAUCUGGAAAUCAGGUGCGACCGAACAACUGUAAGGAAACUAAGGCUGAAGGGGCUCUUGUAUUGAGCCAGAAAGAUUUAGAAAAUAGUGAUGUGGAAGAGGAGGUUGUAUGCAAAGGCAAAGAAGCUUGCAAAGAGUAUAUUAAGAGCUUUUUGGCUGCUAUCCCGAUAAGGGAAAUGCUGGCAGAUCUUAAGAAGGGUUUGAUGGCAUCAACACCUCUUCAUCAUCGUCUACAAAUUGAAUUCCAUUGUACCAAGCUCUUGCAGUCAAUGGAUGAAUAUUCUGUAAAAGAAACAGCAGCUACUGCACCAGCAAUGGCAGUUGCAUAA
Messenger RNA from Prunus armeniaca (apricot), 2187 nucleotides. The record is from the annotation of a GenBank genome assembly. NCBI's taxonomy places the organism in Eukaryota, Viridiplantae, Streptophyta, Magnoliopsida, Rosales, Rosaceae.